This is a messenger RNA of Penicillium brevicompactum, 1923 nucleotides long. RefSeq lists its product as uncharacterized. Bases 1 to 1923 code for a protein of 640 amino acids. The transcript has a single exon. Lineage: Eukaryota; Fungi; Ascomycota; Eurotiomycetes; Eurotiales; Aspergillaceae. The record is from RefSeq and is a predicted model, not a curated record.
AUGAAAGAACCGCAGGGAGCUAGAAACACAGAACACCGUCAAGAUCAAUUCCACACCCCACGAAGGCCAAACCAACAGCUUCCAGCAACUGCAAGGGUCACCGAGAACAACCGGUCACCAGAGCCAACAUUAGCAAGCAACCGCAAAAGGGCCUCGGUGCCACGCGCCCAAUCAACGCUCACACAGAUCGACUUCGUCACUCAACCUACCGCGUCGAAUGAUGAGCAACUGGAGUAUAUUCACGAACAGGGUCGCGGGAACACCCACACCACCGAAACAUCCAGAGCCAACGAUGGCACCGACAGAGACUCAAAUUAUCUUCCACCCCCUCCAACACGUCCAACUCGCAUGGCAAAGAUGAAGGCGAAAGACCAGGAGUACGGCUCGAGUGAACGACCACCGAAACGGAGGAACUCAGCGUUUAGUGAUACAGACCGAGGCCACCGGCCGCGCAAGAGUGAGACCCCGAGGCCGACUGGCCGUUCUAAGGGUAUUCGAAAAUCUUUGGAGAAGUCAACAACGAAACGCGACAAGACGUUGACCCAGAUGGACUUUGUACGACGUUACAUUACCAUCGCCGAUGAUGACGACGACGUGAACAUGGGAUAUAUCCAGCCAACACCACACAAGAACAACGUCAAAAGUGAACAAAAAACACCCCUUCCAAGCUUGAGCAAUUUACGACACGCCAAGAGUACCACCCCCACGAAAAGGAACCGCAGAGCAUUCGAAGAAGAGCUGGACCUGUCGACGGGAGACCCAAUUCCACAGCCAAUGAAUAGCCAUGGAACCGAGAGCCAGGCACAACGAGCACCCAAAGCACCAGUGACGCCACAGAAACCUCGAAUGCGCGAGAUACCUUCAUCCCAGACACCUGAAAGUCCCGGCAUCGCUAUCAUAACAUCAUCACAGUUCAGGAGUGCUACUCGCUCCCCUUCGAAGACAAAGCCGUCAAAACCAACUGAAACUUCCGUGCAGUCUAUCAAACAAGAAUCUCAACAGAAUCGAAGAGCGGAGGAGGAUUCACAAGACUUUGAAAAUAUACCCUUGGUGUGGGGAACAACAACACACUUACCAGACAUGCCUGACUAUCUGAAUAUGCCCCCACCGAAUAAUACCGAGCAUUUCUCUUCAUCAGCACCUCAACCAGAUGUGGAUUCCCAAGAACUCCCCGGAGUGACCAAUCAAAUAUCUAGGAAUAAGAGGGAGAGAACAGUAGUCUAUGAGACGGAUGCAGACUCUGACUAUGACGAACCCGAAGAAAGCCACAGCAGAAGCUCCGUGACACCAUCUCCAAAAAAGCCACAUCAAGUGAUUCAUGAGCAGGCAGGCUCACAUGCAACUCAAACUGAGAACGCGUCUCCUAAGGAUGAUUCACCAGAUCUUCCUCUGCCGGCGGCUCCAUCAAGCCCCAACUGGGGCGAUGCUCCCCCAUCCGAACCUCCAAUGUCCGAUGCCUCCGUCUGCUAUCAAAGGAUGCAUGCAGCUACACAAUUUCCCCAUGAACCGAUCCCAGCUUUGAAUACACAGAGAAUGGCGGAGCUUUUCCCAUCUGAAGGCAACACCCAGAUCCCGAGACCAGGUCCAUCGAAGCCCGUUCAAAACCAGACCGGGCCGUUCUCGCAAUCACAAUCGCAGAGCCAAGGAGCGAAAGAUCCCACAGAGAUGGUUCCCGAAUCCUCACCAAUUCGAGAGAAUGAGAACGAAGCCGAUGAUACGACGUUCCAAAGACCCAAGGCUCCUCAAUCAGUGGUACAGGUCGAGUCUUCACAGGCGGUGGACCGAGAUGGUCAAUGGCGGGGACAAGUUCUCUCUCGAAGCCAAGUGUUAACAUCAAGCGUCAUGGAGAGCAUUCCAAUGCCCAACUUCUGGAUGGGGAGUCAGGAUAGUGUAGGUGAACCCUACAGUUUACCUGAAGGAUAG